GCCCUUCGCUGUCUGAGCCCGCGCGGUUCCGGCGAGGUGCGUGUCCUGGCUGACGCUGUUGCCUAGAGCAGAGCGAGCUGGACGCGCCACCCGCGGGGCUGGCAGCUGCUUUCAUUUACUAGGAGACACUGUUUCCCUGCGGGAGAGUCCGGGAGCGCGCAGACACACACACGCUCACUGAUACACACACUCUCGCACACACGUUCACGGACACACACAUACACACGCGCACACACGCGCUAGCGCGCUCGCUCUUCACAACUGCAUCCCCAAACCGGCAGAGAGAAGCUACUGCGGUUUCUCUUAACCUCCGCGUCGUCGGGCGAAGCAGGGCCAUUGUGCAUCAGGGAAAGCCCGGUGCCUGCGCUGCCGCCUCGGAUGCGUGUAUGCAUGUGGAUUCAGAAGAAGAGUGGCAGAGAACAGCAGGGGCUGUCCAGUACUUGAAGUCUGUUCGUGGAUCCCAGCUGUAAUGCUUGCCGACUCCUCUGCAAAUUUCUAAGGCUGAGACCCUGAGGAACCCAGCUGGAGAAUGCCAUCUGAACGCUUCCUCAGUAUUCAAGAAAUGCUGACAGGCCAGAGGCUCUGCCACUCAGAAUCUCACACUGAUAGCGUCCUGGCAGCGCUGAAUCAGCAGAGAAGUGACGGCAUCCUCUGCGAUGUCACCCUGAUUGCUGAGGAACAGAAAUUCCACGCUCACAAGGCAGUCCUAGCAGCCUGCAGCGACUACUUCCGGGCCAUGUUCAGUCUUUGUAUGGUGGAAAGUGGUGCCGACGAGGUGAAUUUACACGGUGUGACCAGCCUCGGCUUAAAGCAAGCUCUGGAAUUUGCAUACACAGGACAGAUUUUGUUGGAGCCAGGCGUGAUCCAGGAUGUGUUAGCAGCUGGCAGUCACCUACAGCUGUUGGAGCUUCUCAAUUUAUGUUCCCACUAUCUCAUCCAGGAAUUAAAUAGCUUUAAUUACUUGGAUCUGUACAGACUUGCUGACCUCUUUAACCUCACUUUGUUGGAGAAGGCAGUGAUCGAUUUCUUAGUGAAACAUCUCUCUGAGCUCCUGAAGAGUCGCCCAGAAGACAUUCUAACGCUCCCUUAUUGUCUGCUUCAGGAGGUCCUGAAGAGCGACCGCCUGACCUCCUUGAGUGAACAGCAGAUAUGGCAGCUAGCUGUGAGGUGGCUGGAACACAGCUGCCAUUACCAGUACAUGGAUGAGCUCCUGCAGUACAUCCGCUUUGGCCUGAUGGACGUGGACACUCUCCAUACAGUUGCCCUGUCCCACCCCCUCGUCCAGGCAAGUGAAACCGCAACAGCUCUUGUCAACGAGGCCCUGGAGUACCACCAGAGCAUCUACGCACAGCCCGUGUGGCAGACUCGCAGGACCAAACCGCGCUUCCAGUCAGAUACUCUGUACAUCAUCGGUGGGAAGAAGCGUGAGGUCUGUAGAGUCAAGGAACUUCGGUACUUCAAUCCCGUGGAUCAGGAGAAUGCCCUCAUAGCUGCCAUUGCCAACUGGAGUGAGCUGGCUCCCAUGCCCGUGGGAAGGAGCCACCAUUGUGUGGCAGUCAUGGGGGACUUCCUGUUUGUAGCAGGAGGGGAAGUCGAGCACGCCAGCGGCCGGACGUGUGCCGUGAGGACUGCCUGUCGCUAUGACCCCCGCAGUAAUUCCUGGGCAGAGAUAGCACCCAUGAAAAACUGCCGGGAGCAUUUCGUUCUGGGAGCCAUGGAUGAGUACCUCUAUGCAGCUGGGGGCAGAAAUGAACUGCGCCAGGUUCUGCCGACCGUUGAGCGAUAUUGCCCCAAGAAGAACAAGUGGACUUUCGUCCAGCCCUUUGACCGGUCCCUCUCCUGUCACGCUGGCUACGUGGCUGACGGUCUUCUUUGGAUAUCAGGUGGAGUAACUAACACGGCACAAUAUCAGAACAGACUAAUGGUAUAUGAACCUAACCAGAAUAAGUGGAUAAGCCGCAGCCCCAUGCUGCAGAGGCGGGUCUACCAUUCCAUGGCUGCUGUUCAAAGGAAGCUUUAUGUUCUUGGAGGCAAUGACCUGGACUACAAUAACGACCGGGUCCUCGUGCGGCAUAUAGAUGCCUACAACAUGGACGCUGACCAGUGGACGCGUUGUAAUUUUAACCUGUUGACUGGCCAAAAUGAAUCUGGAGUUGCUGUCCAUAAUGAGAGAAUAUAUUUAGUGGGUGGAUAUUCGAUUUGGACAAACGAGCCUCUGGCUUGCAUCCAGGUAUUGGAUGUGAGCAGAGAAGGCAAAGAAGAAGUAUUCUACGGGCCUACACUUCCUUUUGCUUCCAAUGGAAUAGCAGCAUGCUUCCUCCCAGCUCCGUAUUUCACAUGCCCUAACCUUCAAACUCUUCAAGUGCCUCAUCACAGGAUUGGCACCAUCUGAAAAGCCAGUGCUCUCUUAACAACCAGCAUGAACACGAGGAAGAAAAAGGCCUGACUUUUGGAUACUGGGCAUGAAAAUACUCAGUGCUCAAUGCUUCCUUGUUUUGUUUUCUAGAUCUUCUAUUCAGAUAAACAUUAGCAAAAAAUGAACAGUUUUCUAAAAUACACAUUAUUGAAAACGCUUGUCACGCUUCUCAGUGUGUGUCAAUGUACAGCACAAUAUGUAUGACUUUUAUGGUGGUGUAGCUUAGUGCUAACUUAAUGGUCCAUGGAUCUUUUAAGCAUUCUUUGUACACUUUGUCUAAUCAGUGCUGUCCAGGACAUUACCCUCUUAGUAAGGCAGUUUAUUCCACAAGUACUGCCAUCAAUGAUCUUAAAAAAAAAUUGUCAGUACUUAAUCUCUUUACUACUUAAGCCUGGGAUUGUAAUUUUUCUUUUAAAAAUUUAACAUUAUACAGCCCUGCUGUAUAAGUAGAGGCUCAUCAUUAUGACAUCAUAAAUUUUUAAAUGCCGUAUUUUAUUCAAGGUAAUACAAAUAAUAGAAGUACACCAGAACAGCAGAUGGAAUACCCAGAUUUUUCACCUUGGUUGCUCUGUUACCUUGGGCCAGGAGCUUAACUUUACAUUGCUUCAGUUUUCUCACUUUUUAAGGAGGGCAAUUAUUGAUUUCCAUAUUAAUUCAGAAGAAUGUUUUAAGGAUUAGGCAAAUGCUCUGAAGUACUUUGCCUAAGAAAAAAAAAUGUCACUCAAAUUACAAGGUAUUUUACUGUUUUAGAACCUUGUAACUGAAAAAGAUUAUUUUUGAAGUUUAAAAAUUACUAGAUAGAACUUGGAACACAAGCUAUGAGAUAAAUGAUUCUGAAAAGCAUGUGAAAGAGACAUGCUAAUUAUGAAAAAGGGAGUUUACUAAAGCCAAAGAUUCCUAAACUUGUAUAAACACUUGCCUAAAAUAAUAAGUCUCUCAAACAUUUCAUCUAAGCUCAUUUAGUGAAAAAUGACAUUUUAAAGCUCAGAAAAAAUUAGUUGUACUAAUUUCGGUACCAUAAAGUGCUCUGACAUAAAUUUGAACCUAGUAUCAGUAGUUCUAAUAAAAGUUUUUCCACUUUGUUAAAGGUUAUGUCAAUCUUGAGCACUUGUGGGAUUCUUCUCUACCACCAAUACAUAUUUUAUUACUACCAUUUUUAAUAAUGCGUGAGAAUUUUUUUAGGCUAGGUUUUCGGAUUUGCUUUGUCUAUAACAAAAAAUAAAAAAUAAAACAACUCAAUAAUCGUAUUUGAACAUAAAUUCAACAAGUAUAACAUGAGUUUUUCCCCUUAUUCUUGUUAGGAUAAGUCACCUUUAUUAAAAGGAAGAUUUUACUUUUUUUCCUUAGUUUAAUCAUUCAGCAAUCCUUGCUUAAUGGGAAAUUGUCAUUUUAUUCAUGUAACCACUUUUAGUAAUCAGAAGUGAAAAAAAAUAUUUUUAUUCCUAAAUACAGAAUUCACUAACUUUAUAUGAUACCUAAAACAUUAAUUAAAAAAUAUAUAUAUAUAAAUAAAACUUUUGGCUAUUUAGAUUAAAGGCCGGGAAGGGAGACUAGGGGUAAGAAAAAAAUGGUAAAUUUUUAAAAGAACAGAUUUUGUUUACACAAACAAAAAGCCUUAAGAAUAUUUGUACAGUUCUGAAAAGUGAAAAUUGAUAAUUGACAUUUAGAAGGAAAACAGAGAGUCUAUUUAAAAGGUAUAAACCAUCUAAAUUAAGUUUUUAAAAUGCCUUACCAUGUCAGGAAAAUGGUCUCCAGCGUUUCAGAAAUCUUUUCAACAAGGACCUAAACAAGAAUUUCAGAUUUACUAAAAUUUUUACUUGACACACAGAUUUUCCAUCCAGCAGUUUUACCUUAUAAAACCUUAAAAUCUAUUUUUAAUCCCAGACUCUCUACCCAAUUAAUGAAAGGGAAGGUCUAAAAGUGAACUUGCUUGAAUGAUAAACGGAAAGGCAGCCUGAGAUUAUUGUAAUUUCUGUGUACACUUCUAUUUAUUUAAAACAAACGAGUAUAUAUUAUCAAACCUCUCCUCAGUGAACUUUAAUGUAUUAUUCUGUAAUAUUACAGAAUUGAAGUCAGAAUUUUUAAAAGUUUUACAUAGUUUCCAGAAACACUUAUAGACAAAGAACAGCAUCCAAAGUACAGCACCCCUCCCCUAAAAAGAAAAAACUUAGAUCCCUUAUAAUUCGAUCCUUCCCUCAAAUUACUGAUCAUAAGAGCUAAUUAAGAAAAAUUCUAGAAAACAAUGUUUGGUCAUAUAAACCAAGGCCCACUGAAACUAUUCAAAUAUAUGUUCUCCAUUUAAGUGAACUAUCCUACAGUAAUUCAUCUUCCAUUUUUACUCUUCAAAGUUAAAGACCAUAUUGUAUUUAUAUUUAAAUUAUUAAUUUGAAUUUCCAAAAGACUAUGAAGCUUCCAACAGUUUAAACAUCAUUUCAAGAUUUUACUUUAAAAAAGAAAAAGCAGUAACACAGAUAUUAGCAGUGUUCUUACUCUAGGAGGAAAAGCCAGAAAAGACAUGAAUCUCUAAAAUAAAAUAAUAUGUACGUAAAAUGCAAUAAAAUUCCUUAGAUUUUUAAGAACAAAAUGCCAAUUGGUUAUUUUUAGGGUGUUUUUCAUCCUUUUUCUCUUCUCAGUUUAACCACAUGUAUUACACUGUAUACCCUUCAGCCAUUACAAUAGCUGAAAAAUUAACUUUUCUUUGUUUUAGCGGAGUAUAAAAGCAACAGGAAUAAUAAGAUAAAAAUUAUUCCUGUAGGUAACACGGUUCAUUUUUAUUUUGGUUUUCAAAGAGUCAAUCUGUCAUAAAGAGGCAGUUGAAUAAUCACAGGUGCAGUGUAAGUUGAAUAUAUACAUUUUUUAUUAUAUCUCAUUACUAUAUACACAAAUAACUUAAAGCAUGCAUAUGCCCAGAAUUUUUCUAAAAGCACAAUCCACAAAUGCAAUGAACUGGAUAACUAUCAGCACACCAAAAACUUCAGUAAGCAGAAGUUGGUAAGUUCAUUUGGUACUGAUUUUGGUAAUCUUACCAAACAUAGUUUAUCACAGAAUCAAAAUAUAAAUCUCAUAUCUUAUUAAAUAUGUGAAAGAAUACGCUAUUUUGCUAGCUUCCCAAACCAACUGUUUUAAGCAAACAAAGCACGUUAUUUAUACUAGCAUACUCUAUACUUGACUGACAGGGCAAUAUUUUUAACCCUAGGAGGAGUAGGCAGGAGAUCAGUUUUUGGAAAAUGUAAGGUUUAUGUAAAAAGUCUAUCAGUCAAAAAGCAGUGGUUUAGUACAGAGAACACAGUUUUCGGUGAGGUUUCUAUGAUAUCUAUCUUUUAUCUUUGAAACACAAGUGCUAUGUUACUGUGUAGGAUUAGGGAAGGUACGUUUCCUAAAGGCUUUUCCCAACUGCAAAGGCUCAUCAAAUUUUUAUAUGAUAUAUAAUCCUAACAAAGGGGAAGUAAAAAUAAAAACUGCCAAAGAUUCUGUGAAAGUACAUGGAAAUGGGCUCAUGUAAUUGGUUAAGAACAAAGUAGGUUUAAAAAUUUAUGAUGAAGCAUGGAAGAAGAUAAAAAUAACAAUGCAUAAUGAAAACACACACAUAGUCUAACAACUCACAAAUAAUAUUUUACUUACCCCCCAAAAUAGAAAAAGUCAAAUAUGCUUAGUAAGAAAAGAAAAAUAUGCUAGGGAUAAGUAAAGAUAUAAAAAGUUUUAAACUUUGAAACUCUUCUAAUACAAAUGAACAAAGUACUAAACGAUUUUUGUGCAGCGACAAUACUCCAUGUUUUUUUCGUCCCCUAUGGAAACCUAAUUAAAUGUUCAACUGAAAUUUAAAUCGUAACCAAAUCUGUGUCUAAUAAAGUCCUUUCAUCACCCUGUUGUCUUUCAAUCAUCU
Molecule: messenger RNA, 6299 nt
Organism: Globicephala melas (long-finned pilot whale)
Lineage: Eukaryota; Metazoa; Chordata; Mammalia; Artiodactyla; Delphinidae
Gene: KLHL32
Product: kelch like family member 32
Molecular function (GO): protein binding
Source: RefSeq, a predicted model, not a curated record